ACAUGAUCGACUCGUCCAAAAGCACCCUGGGAUUGUCAUUCCUGGUCACUGGUUAAUCACCAUGAGCGUACAACGGAUUGGUCUUGGCACCAUGCGAGGCGCUGGGCGACCGGGGGUUGUCUUCAACCAGAACGUUUCAAGAUUGGCCUUCAUCCGUCUGUUGUCCCAGCAAACCAGAAAUAAUCCAACGAUUGUUCAUAUGAACCAAAAAGAAGGCCAUGACAUUCUCGUCAAACAACGUCUCAACCGCCCUGUCACCCCAAACCUCACGAUCUACAAGGUCGGACAAGUCUGGUUUAGUGCAUCAGCAUGGACUCGGAUAACAGGCCUUGCUGUAGGUGGUACAGCUUACCUGACUCUAUGCGCCCAUGCUGUAGCUCCUUAUCUUGGAAUGGGGUUUGACUCUGCUGCUUUGGUAUCGGCUUUUGGCGCAUUACCUUUCGCUGCCAAGGCCGCAAUCAAGUUUGGAUUGCUGGGGUUUCCGUUUACGUACCAUUUUAUCAAUGGUAUUCGACACUUGGUGUUUGAUCUGGGAUUUGGAUACAAAAAAGCUCAGUUUAAGAAGUCAGAGGCAGCUACGUGGAUACUGAGUAUUCUUGGUGGUCUUGUCUUGGCCUUCUGGAUCUAGAUGUUUAGCUAUUUCUCGAUCGCAGAUCAACUAGGCGUCAAUUUACUAUUGCUAUAUGGCAUUAUAACUAUUCCUAUUCGCAUCAUCCAUUCAUCUGGUGGUAUAAGUGGCGUGAAGCUUGAUCAACAAGAACGUUUUCUUUUUAUAGUGAAGCUAUAAACAGUUAUGCAAAAUCUUAUAUAAACAAUGAACUUAGUUCCAGACCAAGCAGGCACUUCUCCAACAAAUCGCAAAUCGCAUGCCCAGACUCAUCAUAACAUCUCCUAACUUCCAGCGUCGUCGGCAAAACCGGGUAGACCGGUUACAUGGUAUUCUAGCAGUAUCCACACCCGUAGAUCCGGUCAUAUCCCGGAUUUACUUCACCGUAGGAUUGUCUUACUCGUCAAUCUUGGCCGGAGGUGUACCUCCAGGAGCAGCGCCAGAAGGAGGAGAUCCGCCCAUACCG
This is a messenger RNA of Fusarium oxysporum Fo47, 1073 nucleotides long. Its product is annotated as succinate:quinone oxidoreductase subunit C. The record is from RefSeq and is a predicted model, not a curated record. Gene Ontology annotation, molecular function: succinate dehydrogenase activity; electron transfer activity. Gene Ontology annotation, cellular component: membrane. The transcript is spliced from 3 exons. The coding region runs from base 62 to 628 and encodes 188 amino acids. Gene Ontology annotation, biological process: tricarboxylic acid cycle; mitochondrial electron transport, succinate to ubiquinone. NCBI's taxonomy places the organism in Eukaryota, Fungi, Ascomycota, Sordariomycetes, Hypocreales, Nectriaceae.